Blepharisma stoltei is the source of this 1325-nucleotide messenger RNA. The record is from the annotation of a GenBank genome assembly. Lineage: Eukaryota; Ciliophora; Heterotrichea; Heterotrichida; Blepharismidae.
AUGAACUUGCUCCCUCAAUGAGGAAGUUUUUUUGCUUGAUAUUAAAUGAGUACUAUUCUUUUUUAAAAUAUUUUAUUAAAAUUAUACAUAAAAAUAAUUUCAGGCAUAUUAAAUUCCCAAUUUGCGAAUAUUUGAAAUGAAUCUAAUUUAAUUUCUAUAUUAUGCUUAAGCACUAACAAAUUCAAUAAAAUUAGCUAAAAAUCUAACCGUUUUCUGAGGUUUGGUUAAAGCGGGAAGUUAGAAAAUGCAAAAAGUUUAAAGCUUCCGAAAGUAAGAAUUAUUCAGGGUGAUGAAAUUAUUAAAAAAUUAAGCCAAGACAGAACUGACUCCCCCCCCUUUAAAUUGGAACUAAAAAUUUUGUUCCAAUUUAAAGGGGGGUUAAUUUUUUUUUUUAAAAAACAAUAUUAAUAUAAAAUUUUUUUAUAAAAAAUAUAAAAAUUUCAAAAACUUAUCGAAUUAGAUCAAAUAAUUUUGUUUAUAAUAAAAUGCUAUUUACUCUUUAUCCUUUAAAAAAAAGCAAGAUAUAACUAAAUUUUCAUUAUUAGUUAAUACGCCACUAUUAAUUGGUAUCAAAAUUAUUUACACAAAAAUUUUUAUUUUUUUAUUGAUAAAAAAAAUUAAAAAAAAAAAAUAUUUAAAAAAUUUAUCGAUCAAAGUGCUAAUUUUGUUUAAAUAAGAUGUAUUUAUACUCUAUUCUUUAAAAUAAAGCAAGAAUUAAGUAAAUUUUGAAUUUUUUAUAAAGAAUUCCUAUUGAAUUUAUAUUAAAACUAUCCAAAUAAAAAAUAUCAUUUUUAUCGAAAAAAACAAAAAUUUUUUUGAAAAUUUUUAAAAAAAAAAAUUAAUUUUUUUUUAAAAUUUACCAAUUAAGGAUAAUAAAUUUAUUUAAAUAAGAUGCUCUUUAUACUUUUUUCUUUAAAAAAGAGCAAGGUAUAAAUAAAUUUUUUAAUUUUAGUUAAGAAGAAACAAUUAACUUAUAUCAAAACUUUUUAGAUAAAAAUUAUAUAUAAUUUUUUAUUAUAAAAUUAAAUUUUGUUCCAAUUUAAAGGGGGGUUAAUUUACCAAAAAAGUGGAAAUUUUACCGAUAUUUUGUUUCCAAUUUAAAGGGGAGGGGGAGUGAGAGGAUCAAAUCAAGAAAAAAUUCAAUGAAUAAAAGCAUGGACCAAGACUCCACAAACUUUCCAAGUGUUUCUAAUGGAGGCGAUAUUAGUGGAGUAAGGAAUGAAGAACCUCCAAAAAACCCCAAAAAAGAUAAAACUCGAUCAUAUGGCAAGUGAUUUUUGUUUAGCCUAUGCAAAUGGAGCUGCAUAGAUGGAAUUGGAUCAUAA